Messenger RNA from Engraulis encrasicolus (European anchovy), 8317 nucleotides. RefSeq names its product HEAT repeat containing 5a (gene heatr5a). NCBI's taxonomy places the organism in Eukaryota, Metazoa, Chordata, Actinopteri, Clupeiformes, Engraulidae. Gene Ontology annotation, cellular component: endocytic vesicle; membrane; Golgi apparatus. Gene Ontology annotation, biological process: retrograde transport, endosome to Golgi; endocytosis; intracellular protein localization. The record is from RefSeq and is a predicted model, not a curated record. The transcript is spliced from 38 exons. Bases 764 to 6976 code for a protein of 2070 amino acids.
UCUCAAAAUGUGAUAUGCCAUACUUACACUGAACAACAUUUCUAGGCAGCAGAUGGCGCUCUUUCCCUUCAAAAAUUGUGGAUGAGAAUGAUUGUGUGUGGAAAUCUACUCCAUGCAUCAUCCAGCCAUCCAUCCAUCCAUCAGACAGUUCAAUAAUUGUCAUUUGGGCAUGGCUGAGUUGUCCUUACCUUUGGUGUGAGACACGAGUUGGGGUCCCUUUGCUUUGAUGAAAUAUUUGUGUUGAAUUUAUUGAGACCCAUGCUUAUUUCUAUCAGCUAAAUGGGAAUAGUCUCCACGAACACAUGACACCACAUGUAGCAGCCACGGUCUUUAUAAAUAAAUUUAUUUUUCGGAAAGAAAUUGUACUGUUUGGUGAAUGUUUUCAAGUUCGGGGAUCCUGACCCACGAACUGGUGGGUAGUUCACUACCUCCAGUAGACACUCGACGCGUCUGCGAGAGUCGAUCCCACUGAGGGUCGGUCUCCCUUCUGACCAGUCGACACGGUGGCAGCUGCCGCUAGAACUAUCCACAUUAGCAAACACACCGGUACCUCUCCAAAUGGAUGGAAGCUGAUACAAAGGAGCGAAAGAUCCAAUGCAAGGCUGCCUGCAUGUCUGUCAGAUUUCCAGGGUGGUGAUGAUGGUUAUGGGAGCCAACAGCAUCUGGCUGCCCUGAAAGAGGCAGCCCGUAUACUCUGGACAACACUAGCCAAGCCCGCAGAGGAGGAAGAGGAGCCCUAGGUGGUGGUGGUGGUGUGAGGAGGAUGGAGCAGGCCCGUACGCUGCUCCUCAACGAGGAGGCCCUGGGGCAGCUGGGGGAGCACCAGAGGGCCGAGUUUGUGUACGAGUGGCUGCGCUUCCUCAAGAAGCUGCUGCCCACCACAGACCGGGCGGAGGUGAAGCAGAAGCAGAAGCGGCUGGUGGAGCAGCUGCUGGCGGUGCUGACGGGCUCCCCUGGCCCCCCGGGGCCCCCCACCCGGCGCCUGCUGGCCGCCUGCCUGGCCCUGGUCUACCGCCAUGGGGACUCGCUCAGCGCCUCGCUGGCCCUGGACCGCUGCAGCGACAUCAUCCGCAGCAAGGACGACUCGCCCAGUGCGCUGCCCACACGCCUGGCGGCCAUCACGUGUGUGGGAGCGCUGUAUGAGCAGCUGGGCCGCCUCCUCAUCUCCUCCUUUAAGGACUCCGUGGGGACACUCCUCAAGGCCAUCAAGAACGCAGAGUCGCAGGGGCGCUAUGAGAUCAUGGUGAGUGUGGAGCGUGUCCUGCGGGGGCUGGGCGUGAGCGCCGUGCCCUGCCACCGGGACAUCUACAAGGCGGCCCGCACCUGCCUCACCGACCGCUCCAUGGCCGUACGCUGUGCCGCCGCUAAGUGCCUGUUGGAGCUGCAGAGGGAGGCCGUGUUCCUGUGGAGCUCUGAGCUUGAGAGCACGGCCACGCUCUGCUUCCGGGCCCUGGAGGGCUCCAGCUACGAGGUGCGGGUGGCCGUGGCCAAGCUGCUGGGCACCCUGCUGGCCUCCGCCCUGGAGCCCAAGCAGCCCGUCGCCCCACGGCCCAAUGGGAAGCGGCUGUGUGUGGAGGAGGUGAUGGAGAUGCUGUCGGGGGGCUUCCUGCGGGGGGGCGCAGGCUUCCUCCGGGCCAGCGGGGACAUGCUGAAGGGAGGCAGCUCCGUCAGCCGAGACAUCCGCGUCGGCAUCACUCAGGCGAUUGUGGUGUUUGUGUCUGCGCUGGGCGGCGGCUGGCUGGAGCUUCACUUCCCCAGUCUGCUGUCCCUGCUGCUGGAGCUGGCCUCGCACCCGCGCGCCACCCAGACGCCCGCCGACGCCGCCUGCACCCGCCGCUGUGUCUCCUUCGCCCUGCGCGCCACGCUCGGCACGCUGCUCGGGGAGAAGGCCCAGGUGGCCGCCGCCAAGGAGAUCUGUCGCGCCGUCAGCCCCCAGAAGAAAACCACAGAUGCCGGCACAGCAGAGGUGAACCCGGAGGUGUAUGUGAACCAGCACGUCCUGGUGUGUGCCCUGCUGGAGCUGGGCAGCCUGGUGCAGGGACUGGGCUCAACGGCCACGCCUCUGGUGCAGGACUCCAGCAUAGGCCUGUUGGACUGUGUGAUCUCGGUGCUACUCCACCCCAGUGCCUGUGCCCGCCUGGCGUCGGCCUGGUGCCUGCGCUGCGUGGCGGUGGCCAUGCCCGGCCAGGCGGCCACGCUGCUGGAUCGCUGUGGCGAGCGGCUGACGGCCCUCAAGUCCUGCCCCGAGGCCGUGGCCGGAUACAGCGCCGCCGUCGCCGCCCUGCUGGGCGCUGUGCAGCACUGCCCGCUGGGCAUACCGCACAACAAGGGCAAGAUGGUGUUGGAGCUGGCGGAAGAUCUCCUUCGCUCGGCCGCCCAGAACAGUCGCUUCUCAAUGCAGAGGUCUCAGGGCGGCUGGCUACUACUGGCUGCCCUCAACACGCUAGGCCCUGCGGUGGUGGGCGACCUGCUGGGCCGUGAGCUGCUGCUGCUGCGCUCUGCCUUCCCGCCGUCGGUGCGGGAGCUGGAGGCGGAGCUCCGCAGGGGGGACUGCUUUACCUGGCAGGUCACGCUGGAGGGCCGCGCCGGAGCACUCAGCGCGCUGAAGAGUCUGGUGUUGUGCUGUGGAGAGCUGAUGACUGAGGAGCUGUGGGCUCGGCUGCAGACUGCCCUCUCCUGUGCCGUCACUCUGCUCAACCACCUGCCCACGGUGGUGAAGUCGUAUGGCAACCAGAUCAGGAACGCUGCUACACUCUACAGACUCCGAGUCUACGAGAUCCUGGUGCUGCUACCCCCUGACACAUACACAGAGGCACUGGGCUCGUUGUUGCGUCAGCUGGUGAAUGAGCUGACUGGAGAGAACUCGUCCUGCUGUGAGCUGCUGCUGCUGCCCCCCCUCUGCCACCCCUCAGACCUCCCCCUCACUGGCAUCACCAACCAGGACACCGACCACAGAUACAUAGAGGAACAGCUCCAGGGUGGCAGCCUGGGCAUCGGUACCCUGGAGUACGACCCCUUUACCAUCUUCCAGAGCCCUCAGCAGGUGCCUGCUCCCACGCCCUCCGCCACCACCCUCACCAACGCCACCGUCCAGCUCUUUGGGGUCGUCUUUCCUCAACUGGCUACCCCACACAGGGCCCAGACUCUGGAGCAGCUGGGUGAGGCUCUGCGGCAUCUGAAGGGAGUGAGGCAGCAGACGGCACACAUCCUCGUCACCUCCGCCCUCUGCUGCGCACUCAAGUCUCUGGGCAGUGCCCGGGCAGGCCUGGGCGGAGAGGAGGUGUGCAAGCCGGCGCGCUCGCUCCUGUGGGGGGCGCUGGAGAGCCCCAGCGGGCUGCUGCGCUGCGUGGCGGCCGAGGGCUGCGCUCGCCUGGUGCAGGCCACCAACGACCCCGCCUUCACCGCCUCCAUGACCAUGGCCAGCCUCGACAAGUUGAAGUGUGCGCGUGAGGCGGUGUGUCGUGCGGGCCAUGCCCUGUGUCUGGCGGCUCUGCAGCGCUACAGCGGGGGCAUCAGCUCCACCCAGCAGCUGGCCUCCUGCGUGGGAGUACUCUUCCCCCUCGCACACGACACCAGCGCACCCGAGCUACAGACGUGGUCGGUCCAUGCCCUGGCGGUGCUGGUGGACCUGUCUGGGCCGCUGUAUCGCGUCCACGUGGAGCCCAGCCUGUCCCUGGUGCUGCGGCUGCUGCUCUCCUCGCCCCACAUCCACACGCACACCGAGCUGCACUACAGCCUGGCACUCUGCCUGCACCAGCUCAUCACCACCCUCGGACCAGACCUGCAGGAGGAGAGUGAUGGUGUGUGCUGGCUGCGCGGCGUGUGCUUGACGGCGUGUGCGGUGCUGCAGGAGAGCCAGGAGUGUGUCCUGCAGGCCCAGGCCAUCUCCUGCCUGCAGCAGCUCCACCUCUUCGCACCACGCCACCUCAACCUGGCCCAGCUCGUACCCAGCCUGUGUGAGGUGUUGUUGGAUUACUCGGUGUUGGUGAACAUGUGCAGCUCGUACCUGCUUCUGCGGCGUGCGGUGGUGGCGUGUCUGAGGCAGCUGGCCCAGAGGGAGGCCGUGGAGGUGUGUGAGCACGCCGUCACGCUGGUCAAAGAGCUGCCCCGACGAGACAACACACACCUAGACGUGACCAUUAAGGAGGUGGGCCUGGAGGGAGCGCUGUUCUGCCUGCUGGACCGCGAGUGGGACGGCCGCUUGCGCCAGGACAUCCGGGAGACGCUGGGCCACAUGCUGGGCUCGGCCGCCACCGGCAAGCUGGCACACUGGCUCAAGCUCUGCAAGGACGUGCUGCUGGCAUCCGCAGACAGCGCGGCGGUGGCGGCGGGGGCCCUGGACCCUCAGCAGCAGCAGGGGGACGAGGAUGGCGGGGGCGACGACGACUCCUCCGUGUUCCAGGCGCGCAGCGGCGACUCUGGCGGCUCCUUCGGCAGCCUGCGCUGGGCCACGCGCGUGUUCGCCGUGCAGUGCGUCUGCCGCGUAAUGGCGCUGUGCGAGAGCGCCGACCCCGCCCACUUCGACAUGGCCCUGGCUCAGGAGCGCCGCCUGCAGGAGUCUACAGAUUUCCUGGUGCUGCACCUGGCCGAUCUGAUCCGCAUGGCGUUUGUGGCGGCGACGGACCACAGUCAGCAGCUGCGGCUGGCCGGCCUGCAGACUCUGCUCCUCGUCAUCCGCAAGUUCGCCAGCGUCCCCGAACCCGAGUUCCCCGGACAUGGCAUCCUGGAGCAGUACCAGGCCAACGUGGGAGCUGCUCUCAGGCCGGCGUUCACUGCUGAUGCCCCUCCUGAUGUGACCGCCAAAGCCUGCCAGGUGUGCAGUGCGUGGAUCUCCAGCGGGGUGGUGAGUGAGCUGCGUGACGUGCGGCGUGUGCACGAGCUGCUGGUGUCCAGCCUGCAGAGGGUGCAGGGCGGCCGCGAGGUGCCCAGCCUGCUCUACAACGAGGGCACCGCCGCCAUGGAGACACUCGCCGUGCUCAAGGCCUGGGCAGAGGUUUACAUAGUGGCAGUGCAGACAGCCAGCCGGAGCGAGACCACGGAGACUGACACGGAGGAGGAGGGCAUUGGAGCAGGAGGAGAGGAAGGAGGAGGAGUUAGUCCGGCAGCAGACGCCAACCUGCUGUGCUUCGUGCAGACGGACCUGCCCACCCUCAGCCGCCUGUGGCUGGCCGCCCUGCAGGACCACGCACUCCUCACCCUCCCUGCACACUACGCCCACAAGCUGCCCCCCGCAGGCGGUGCGUUCUACGCUGCCGAGACCCUGGAGCAGGCUCGUCCGCACUACUGCUCCUCGUGGGCCCCCAUCCUGCACGCCUGCGCCCUCUGGCUCAACAGCACGGGCUUCAUCCUGACGGACGAGGGUCCCGCCAACCUGUCCCGGCCCGUCACCCCCACCUCCAUGGGCCAGUCCACCUCGCUCGCCACCGUCAAGUCCCCCGAGGACAUCAACACCGAGCGCCUGCACCUCAUACUGGGCAUCAGUGUGGAGUUCCUGUGCUCCCCCCACUCCCAGGACCAGAUGGAGAACAUCACCUCCUGUCUCCAGGCGCUGCAGGCCCUGCUGGACGUGCCCUGGCCCCGCGCUAAAGUGGGCAACGACCAGGCCCUGAGUGUGGAGCUGCUGACGGUGCUGCAUCGGCUGAUGGUGACGCGGGAGUCGCUGGAGGUGCAGUUGGCCGUGCUGCAGCUGGUCCGGCAGCUGGUGUGUGCCGCCCAGGAGCACGUCCGCGAGAAGAGACACAGCGCCGAGGUGGAUGACGGCGCAUCGGAGAAGGAAACACUACCGGAGUUUGGCGAGGGCCGUGACACGGGCGGGCUGGUGCCGGGCCACUCGCUGGUGUUUGGGGCGCUGCAGCUGUGCCUGUGCGUGCUGCUGAGGAAGCUGCCCCAGCUCAGCCCCAGCCUGGCAGGGGGAGGAGGAGGAGGAGGGAGCCCUCCUGGAAGAGGAGGACGAGGAGGUGGAGGUGGAGGUGGAGGAGGGGGCAUCGGCACCCCCCUCAGCGCCUCCGACUGCCGCCUGGUGGCCGCCGCCCUGGCCAUCCUGGCAGACCUGCCCUCCAUCUGCUCCCCAGAGGGCAGCGUGUCUGUGCUGCCCACGGUGCUGUACCUGCUGGUGGGGGUGCUGUGUGAGCUGGUGCGGGCCCCGGGGGUGGUGGUAGUGACGGGGCCAGGGUCCGGGUCUCCUCUGGCCUCAGGGGCCCUGCAGGCCCUGCGCUGCGUCCUCUCCACCCCACUGAGCCGCGCAGAGAAGAGCCGCCACGCCUGGAGUCACAUGCUGCGCUGUGCCCUGAUCACCCUGCUUGACUGUGGGGACACGGGUAAGGAGGCGCUGUCUGACGAGGUGACGCUGCUGACGGCGGUGAGCGUUUUCCUGCUGUGGGCCAGCCCCGAGGUCACCUCCGCAGAGCCCCUGCAGGCACGCCUCAUCCAGCGCUUCAAGACCAGCCUCCAGGCCAAAGACCCCACGAUCUUGAGGCGAAGUUUCCAGCUGCUGACUUCAGUGUUCCAGAGCCCUGCAGGGACGUCGGGUCCCUUCAUGCAGGCCUUGGGGGUGGCGGUGAUGGGCUACCUGCGCGGGGUGGAGAGCCACAGGCCCCAGAGCCAGGAGGAGCUGCAGGCCGUUCAGGAAGGGGCCAAGGCACUGGAGGCCCUGGUGCAGGCGGCAGAGGAGACACACCGCCCCCGGCUGGCGUCGGCGCUGCUGCCCAUGCUCAUCUCCUUCCUGCUGGACGAGAACGCGCUGGCGUCGGCCGCCGUGCCCUCGCGCACCCUCCACGCCUGGGCCCUGCAGGAGCUGAUGCGCCUGGGCCCCCAGCACCCGUCCGCCCUGCGCGGCCUCAUGGCCUCGGCCCCCGCCAUGAAGGCCCGUCUGGAGGCCGCCAUCAAGGGCAGCCAGGAGCGCAGCAACAACAAGAGCACACCGCAGCCGCCCAGCAAGAGCUCCCCCAGCAUCCAGCUCAAGACCAACUUCCUGUGAUCCACACCCCCCCCUACAUAGACAUACUGUGCAUAUCUACCUUAUUUUCCACGGUUACAAGUGUGCUGCCGCCAUUACUAUCUUGGUAGCAGUUGCUAGUUCUGAAUCAUUCAGAAGAGCAGCAUAGCCAGAACUAGCAGAUAGGACUAGGCUGUGAGAUCACGACAAACGUUGAUCUGAGCUGUGGUAAUGGGUGAGAAAAUAAGGUGGAUACAUGUACAUGUAUGAUAUGUACCAUAUGCAGUGAUGAGCAACCUGGAUUCAGAAACUGUAAUCCAGUGCCACAUAUUCCAAAUUGCUUGGUUUUACCUGUUCAGAUGGUGAACAAGCCCCAACAGCUUCUCCUGGAAGUUGAAUGUCUUUAGUAACCUCAGUUCCGUCUUCCAUUAACCCAGAAUUUUGCCUGCUAUUUCGUAUCACUCAAGUUUACUGUAAAAGCAUUACGAGCCUUAUCAUGGCAGCAUUAUUUUCUACUACAAAACUAUGUUCAUUGUUCUCCCAUUGUAAGAAGCGAGUUCACUCUGUCCAGUUUUCUCCUACAGUCUGGUCUGGACCAGAACCAUGGAAGUGAGAGUUGGGCUAAUACCACUGACUAAUUCACAUUUUAACACAAUGAUGGUUGCUCAUGGAGCCUUUGAGAUAUAGAUCACCAUUUAAAUGUUUUAAUUGAUUUUUACUUCACCUUUGCUUAUGUGGUGGUCCUGUGUUAGUCUCUAAUGAACACAUACUUGCUGCCUGGAAUUAUUUGAAUCUAUGUGAAUCAUGUCACCAAUCGACGUCCUGUACCCUGGUUGUCAAGUCACAACUCUGAAUUCCAUGGACAGGUAAGGCCAGGUCAUUUAGAAUAUGUGGCACUGAAUUAUAGCUUCUGAAUCCAAGUUGAACAUCACUGUAUAUAUAUUCUAUGCCUCCCAUAUUCUCUGCCUCUUACACUUCCAACAUCACAGCUGCAAAAAUAAGAGGUGCACUCUCCAAAAAAAACAUGCUGCAUACAGUUAUCACUCAUACUGUAGGAAGCUGUAGUACUGUUGCAACAAAACAAACGAGAAAAAGGGCACGCACAUCUCCAUGUGCUGAAUUCAUUUUUUUUAAAAUUGCUAGUUUUACUUUUUAAGAAGAGCAAAAUGUAGUUCAUUUUUGUAUGGCAGUGUUUUUAACCUCUGUGAGGACAGUACUCCAAAACUAUGUAUAACUUGUACACUCACUCACUCACUACAGCUUUAGUACUCUUAAACACUAGUGUGCUGAGGAUCGAUAAGGGAAGAGAUCUGCUUCCAAGCAAACAAAACAGUCGUAACUACAGGUAUAUGUGUAUUAAAAAAGAACACUAUUUUUAGAAGA